CAAACCAAGGUAAAACAGAGAUACUGACUGUAGCUAGCUAGCUGCACUAUUUUUUAUGAGCAUAACCGUUUGUACUGACUAUGCCGUAGCAAAUGAGUGGAUAAUAACACCCUCUUCAUGAGUGCUUUUCAAGAAAUACAUGAGAGGUUAGCGAGACAAUAUGGAAACGACGAAGAAAGGAAGGUCCCGCCGAGAAGAUCUCAACACAGCUCUGGUAUGCCCAACCAUUUCACAAGACAAGUAGAUAAUUAUUGGGAUUUCAUCAAGGCGAUACCCUGGUUUGAGCCGUGGCUAGUUGCGUUAAUGGUGUUUCAUUUGUUAUGUUUCGUGGUCGUCGUAGCGUCAGGAAAGCAUUACAAUACACAAUACGUCAUUUUCUUUUCGCUGUUAGUGUUGGUGUAUUUAUCUGAAAAACUGAAUGAAUAUUCAGCUGAAAACUGGAAAUUAUUUGCGAAAGAGAAUUAUUUCGACUCCAAUGGUUUGUUCACGUCAACAGUGUUUUCUGCACCGAUCCUAUUCAACUGCAUAUGUCUAAUCAUUUUGUGGUUACGAGCAGCUGCAGACGCAAUGAUCGAAAUAAAAAAGCGACAAAUUAUCGACGAAUACGAGAGGGAGAGAAAAGCGAAAGGUGAAGACGAGUCAAAGAAGAAGAAAUAGAAGCACAAGCAGUGACAUCGAAGCAGACACGUUCAUAAGUAGACCAAAAGUAUAACAAUAUCUCCAAUCCAUAUCUCCAAAUUAGAGAGUAACAACAAAAGUUGUAAUUGGUGAAUUUUUGUAGAUGUAUAAUCAAGAUUUGAUGUCCAACUCGGUGCAAACUA
Messenger RNA from Hydractinia symbiolongicarpus, 821 nucleotides. Its product is annotated as transmembrane protein 18-like. The transcript is spliced from 6 exons. The record is from RefSeq and is a predicted model, not a curated record. Gene Ontology annotation, cellular component: nuclear membrane. Bases 118 to 657 code for a protein of 179 amino acids. NCBI's taxonomy places the organism in Eukaryota, Metazoa, Cnidaria, Hydrozoa, Anthoathecata, Hydractiniidae.